AUGUCGAAUAGUUUUAUCUUUACCCAGCGUCUCCCGCUACCACAGUCUUCAAUAUUCAACAGUGGACUUACAGCGCCAUCGAUAAACUCAAAGGAUUACAAUUUAUGGGAACCUGAUAACUUCUCAAAACAUGCAGACGGUUCUUCCCGCGGCGACGAGUUUGAAGAGGCUUUUGAUAAUAUAGCGCUUGAGCAGCAGAGAGAGAUUAUGGAGAAGACACAGCAGCAACAGCAGGUCCAAAUGCAACUUGAGCGGCAGCAGCUUGAUCAUAAGCGGCAGCAAAUCAAGCAGAAGCAGCAGCAGCGGGAACUGCAGCAACGCGAUCAAGUACAACAGCAACAAAAGGAACAACAACACCAGCAGCAAGAAGAAAAAUCUGAUAACGAUCAGCUUGAACACCUCAAGAAAGCACGCGAAAUACCACUCCACCUCAGAGUCAACGAAGAACAGGAGCAGGAGAAUACAAGUUCGCAGAAGCAGACAGAAACACAAAAAAAGGCAAAGCCACAACCACAAACACACCCUCAAACACCACACAUAGGCACAUCUAGAAUCCCACCACAUAAACCCAAUGAGCAAAAGAGACAACCAAUAGCAUGCUUCAACUGUCGUCAAAGGAGGCUGAAGUGUGAUGGUGAGAAUCCAUGCUCACCUUGUGUGAGGAGGGGUGUAGCAGAAUCGUGUGCAUUUGCGCAGCAGGUCAGAAGACGCGGACCUGGGCGUAAGAAACUUGCACAAUUAGCCAGUCUUGGAGAUGUUAAUGCUGCCAACGCAUUAGGCAUCAAGCCAGGCGAGUGGGUGAGAGAUCCAGAGUUGUUUCCACCAUCACCUAAGCGCAAGAGGAACGACUGA
Messenger RNA from Wallemia ichthyophaga EXF-994, 852 nucleotides. Its product is annotated as Maltose fermentation regulatory protein MAL13. The record is from RefSeq and is a predicted model, not a curated record. Gene Ontology annotation, molecular function: zinc ion binding; DNA-binding transcription factor activity, RNA polymerase II-specific. The transcript is spliced from 3 exons. Gene Ontology annotation, biological process: regulation of DNA-templated transcription. Bases 1 to 852 code for a protein of 283 amino acids. Lineage: Eukaryota; Fungi; Basidiomycota; Wallemiomycetes; Wallemiales; Wallemiaceae.